This is a messenger RNA of Botrytis deweyae, 1128 nucleotides long. RefSeq lists its product as uncharacterized. Lineage: Eukaryota; Fungi; Ascomycota; Leotiomycetes; Helotiales; Sclerotiniaceae. The transcript is spliced from 3 exons. The record is from RefSeq and is a predicted model, not a curated record. Bases 1 to 1128 code for a protein of 375 amino acids.
AUGCCUCGACGAAAGAACCAAUUAGCCCACCGGGACCUCCCAAUCCAUGCCCUCCCGGCACGAUUACCAGGUCGUAUGCAGAGAAAAACGGAGGUUAUAUUCCCAAAAAACAUGAUUGGUUUUCAUAAUGCCGGCGGAAAAUGGGGAUUCUUGUCCAACUUCCACAAAUCACCCUUGAGGGACAAUCUCGGUCGCACUUGCUAUUUCCAGGCCGGCAAGACACAUCUUUCUCAAGACCCCGCCCUAUUUGAGAAAUUCUUAAAUGCACGUGAGCCUCAGGAGGCAAAAAAUCUUGGCAACAAAGUCCAAAUCGAUGUUGUAGAAUGGGACAAGAUCUGGCAACGUGUGAUGUUUGAUUGUCUUUGGUACAAGGUUCUUUCCAAUCCAAAGUUCAGGCUGGAACUAUUACAUACUGCCGACUGUCUGAUUGUGGAGAUGCGCGCUGACAAUGUUUGGGGUUCCGGCUUGAACAUGGGUCAAAGUGCUGCAACACCGGUCAAACUUUGGCCAGGAAAGAACCGACUCGGCGAGUUAUGGAUGUGUGUUCGAGAAAUUCUCAUGAUUUUGAAAGGAAGAGGCGUCGACUUGGAAGCAAUGAAGCCCGAAAAUUUUGUCUCACAAAAGUCAGUGAAAGCUUCAAGUAAAAUUAAGGAUUCAGAUGUCUUGAGUGACUCGCUGGGUAAUGGGAACGUUGUGGGUGUUGGCAUUGAAGAGGGAGAAGACCAAGAUGAGGAUGAGACAAACGGCGACAAAGAUAUCGUAGUGUCUGGAGCACUCAUUAUCGAUCAUGCCACGACUGGUGUGGGAAACAGUGGAAUGAGAUCCAAUUCACUAUCGGCUGCGUACCCAUUGAUGAACCGUAAGAGAAAAGGGGAUGAAUUGCAGUCUUUAACUGAGAAAGUUGUGAAGAGAUUGCGUGUUACUGAUAACAAAGCCACUGCUAUCUUUAACGAAGAUGUCGUCACUUCAACAAAAGCUCAACCUAUGCCAGAAAAUUGCGCUGCUUGUGAUGAGAAAGAAGGAAACGGGAUAUCAGUUUUGAACAGUCAUCCAGCUAAUGUCUCGAACUGUUUUCUUUCAAACAAGGUGAAGACAGAGCACUGUAGUCUUCAAUGGGGGGCUUGGUAG